This is a messenger RNA of Lactuca saligna, 990 nucleotides long. NCBI's taxonomy places the organism in Eukaryota, Viridiplantae, Streptophyta, Magnoliopsida, Asterales, Asteraceae. The record is from the annotation of a GenBank genome assembly.
AUGGGAAGAUCAGGUCGCAGUGAAAAGAAGAGAAAACAAAAUGGCAACAGUAAUAUGGCGGGGUUAGGAGUUGGAGUGAAGAAAGGGCCAUGGACACCUGAAGAAGACCGAAAGCUACUGGCCUACAUCCAACAAUUUGGUCAUGGCAGUUGGCGCGCUUUGCCUGCUAAAGCUGGGCUUAAGAGAUGUGGAAAGAGUUGUAGGUUGAGAUGGACAAAUUAUCUCCGGCCAGAUAUCAAGAGAGGAAAGUUCAGUUUGGAAGAAGAAAGGACCAUCAUUCAACUUCACGCUCUUCUUGGUAACAGAUGGUCAACAAUUGCUGCUCACUUGCCAAGAAGGACAGAUAACGAGAUCAAGAACCAUUGGAACUCACACAUCAAGAAGAGAAUGACUAAAAUGGGUAUUGAUCCGAUGACCCACAAGCCAAAGAGUGGAACCCAACUCCUGGGCUCUAAUCUAAACCACAUGGCUCAGUGGGAAGCUGCUAGACUGGAGGCAGAAGCUAGGCUUGUUCAGAAACCAAAGAACUUUUGCAAUCAACUACCCUAUCUUAUUUCACCUUCUUCUACUCCUGAACUCCAUAAAAGGUCCACCGCAGUUCCACCACCACAAUUACCAUGCCUUGAUGUGCUAAAGGUUUGGCAAGGGACUUUAUGGUCAAAUUACUCUAUCAACAAUGAGAGUCUCCAAUCACUCAUAUCCACAUCAAAUGUCUCCGAAAAAAAUUCGAUCGUCACAGCAGCAAGGCCAGUUGAAGGUAAUGGUUCGUGUGAACAAGAUCAGGUCAAGAAACUUAAUGAUCAAAUCAAAACUCAAAUGGGGACAUUUGAGGAAUUUGAGUUCACUAAUGAUGCAACUUUCAUCAAUGGCGAUCCUCUUCGAUCCCCCGAUCUCUGGGAAGACUUUGUUGAUCUUCUAGAUGGUGGUUGGAAUAGUCUAACCAGUAACUUUAGCAUGAUUGCUACACCACCAGCUUCCCCGGUAUUCUAA